UCGGGAUUUUGUUCUACUAGAAGCUACCUGUCUAUUUAAAGUACCUUACGCUUCAUCUAGUCCAGACUUUUGGCGUUGCAUCAGCUGCUGCUUGGCAUAGCUUUCAUAAUUUAUUUCUAUGCCAAAAGUGUCAGCCCGUCCUUCCUCUGUUAGUAUUCCGGCUAAAAACCACGAGUAGCAAUGGAGCCAUGGCUUAGAGAAACUCCCGGCAAUAAGUUUAUUGUCACGAUCUGGAGCUUGCUGCACUAUAUGUUCACGUGGUUAGAGUACUGGGUGCUCCUAAUGCGCUGGUGUCGCCGAGCGGUGUUUCAUCUUUUAUGGUGGCAACAACAGCCAUCACUGCAGGACUAUUAUUCGAUUUACCAUUCGCAGUUAUUUAUUCAGCAGCAUUUGACAACGAUGUCAAAGGUUCCCAAGCACCUAGUCGUCUUACUAGGACCAGAGGAGCCAGACUAUCGAUUACUAUCCCAAUUCGUGUUUUGGUCUCGUGCCGCUGGAAUUCACUACGUUAGCUUUUACGACCACCGAGGAAUCUUGAAACGGAAUCACGAAAAUUUGGUCCGCUGUGUGCAGACAGUACAGUUGAAUGCCAGUAACAAUAUCGUCUGGACGCCAUCCUCAACUCUCUUACCGUCACAAUCAACUCCAUCAAGUGAGCGACCGCAAACUACGGUAUCGUUUUACUCGCCAGCUGACGGCAAGCAAGAACUGGUGGUGUUAAGUCGUUCGCUCGGCGAAUUGGUGCGCAGCCGAAACAUUUUGAUCGGUGAUAUCAACGUUGAGUUCCUGGAUCAGCAAUUGCAAUCCGCCUACCAUCACACUCCGGAUCCUGAUUUAGCCCUCUACUUUGGAGAUAUCUGCUCCACCUAUGGACUGCUACCGUGGCAGAUCCGACUGACAGAGUUCUUCGCGCUCGAGCUGCGAUUGCGGGACAUCACUGUGAUGCACUUUAUGAACUGCUUGCUUAAGUUUUCUCGCUGCCAGCAACGGUUUGGUACGUAGUCAGCCAGUCUACAGGAUUGCUUGGGGAUCGCUUUGGACUAUUAGGAUGACCGAUAUAAUUAUAUUAUGCAAAAUAGACUAGCCUAGUGUUAUGAGGUCAAGGUCAAAGUCGUAUUCAAAAAUACACAAAAUAAAUAUAAAUUUCAUGAGAUUAGUUAUAUUGGAAGCAAAGUUAUUGCACCUAAAGUGACAGCAUCUUUGCGUGGACGGUACAAAAAUAAACAUCGAACAGUA
Molecule: messenger RNA, 1236 nt
Organism: Anopheles darlingi
Lineage: Eukaryota; Metazoa; Arthropoda; Insecta; Diptera; Culicidae
Gene: Tango14
Product: dehydrodolichyl diphosphate synthase complex subunit Nus1
Exons: 3
Coding region: 181-1002 (273 amino acids)
Cellular component (GO): dehydrodolichyl diphosphate synthase complex; endoplasmic reticulum membrane
Molecular function (GO): ditrans,polycis-polyprenyl diphosphate synthase [(2E,6E)-farnesyl diphosphate specific] activity
Source: RefSeq, a predicted model, not a curated record